Messenger RNA from Limulus polyphemus (Atlantic horseshoe crab), 389 nucleotides. RefSeq names its product single-stranded DNA-binding protein 2-like. The annotation marks the transcript as partial. Gene Ontology annotation, biological process: positive regulation of transcription by RNA polymerase II. Gene Ontology annotation, cellular component: nucleus. Lineage: Eukaryota; Metazoa; Arthropoda; Merostomata; Xiphosura; Limulidae. The transcript is spliced from 7 exons. The record is from RefSeq and is a predicted model, not a curated record.
UCAUGUCGCCGAGAUAUCCAGGUGGGCCGAGAACAGGAGUUCGAAUGCCCCAACAGGUGGAGUUUAAUCCACCUGGUGGUGUUCCAGGACAACCUAUGAUGCCGACCAGCAUGGAUCCAUCAAGACAAGGUGAAGGUGGGGAAUUUGCUGGGUGGCAAGGUCCUCCAGGUAUGAAUUCUAUGAAUCCAAGGAUGAACUCUCCAAGAUGUCAAUCCUUUGGGCCCUUAAACCCUGGAAGCUAUGGACCAAUGAGGCCACCUUCUAACAAUUCAUUAGGACCAGGGGGUCCAGGAAUGCCUCCUAUGUCGAUGCCUGGCUCUGGAGGUAGACCUUGGCAACCUAAUUCAUCAACGAUCAAUUAUUCUUCAGCGUCACCUGGUAGUCACUAU